CCCGCCCACGCCCCGCUCGCCAGCCAGGGCAUCCUCUCCCUCUUCCUCCCCACCCCGCCGCCCCUCCUCACCCACGACCACAUCCCCCCCACACUCGCCGACAUCAUCCGCAUCACCGCCUAUCUCGUCCACCUCGGCCUCCCCCUCGAGCUCGCACUCCGGAUACUAGACGAGGCGCGGUACUGGGCCGGGUGCAGGCGGGAGAGCAAGAAGGAGGUGAUGGUGUACUCCACACGCGAAGGCGGGUAUGUCAAGCGCGGGGCCGAGUGGUCUACCGGCCAGGAGGACGAGGUGCCGCGGGGCGCGAUGGCGAGCGGUGGCGGGCUGGACGGCGGAAAGGGAAAAGUGUGGUACCUUGUGUCGAGCCCGAUUGGAUGUUUCGGUGAUCCCACGCAUACAAGAGCGGGACAUGGAGAACGAAGGGCGUGGGUGAAGCAAGUCGUGAUCGAGACGUUUUCAAAGGAUCAAGGAUGGUCAAACUAUGCCCAGCAUUAUGGCACCUACAACAGCUCGUACUCCUGGUUCGAAGUAUCCCUCCUUAGAGGAGACAAGGAAGUCCCGGGCUCUCGCCACAUUGUCCAGCACAACGUCCACGCCGGGCAAUACUGUAAAUACCACACCAACACUCUCACAAUCGAGCAUCCUGCGCUCCAAUUAGCCCAGCAAGGCGACCGGAUCGUACUUUGGGUACGAGCACUUUACCCCGGGUGGAGCAACUGGAUACGGGAAGGCGCCAUCACCGUGUUCAGUGCUCCAUUCCCCCAGGCCUGAUGACUGGCUCGAUCGAUCACCCUGCUUGAUUACCUUGGCUUUGUACUCUACGUAUCCCUUGUUGUUUGUCAGUGUUGUAAAUGUAGAAUCGACAAAUAAUAGUUCCAUGGCGCGACUGAUUUCAAAAAAAUCCCAUUCUCUCCUAGUCAGAACCACCUCUCGAGACACACUCUUCUAGUCGCUUCAACAAACCAUGAAGACGAGUCGGACCCUAGCUCAAAGGCUCUGCUGGUCAUAAUCAAACCCUCCCAGACGACCUAAGCACCCAAAGUCUAAACCCUGGUCCAAAACCACACACAAUACCUGUACUCCUUUCUCACGACUCUCACACGUCUCUGCUACUUGCUGCUGGCCUGUGAGAGCUGAGGACAAGACGUCAGGAAAGGAAAUGAAAAAAUAAAAUGGGUUCACGCUACAUCGUCAUAGACUUUGGUCUAGUACUAGAUCAUCUGUUUUAUCGCUGUUUAUGUUAUCAUUCUUCUUGUCGAGAGGGAGAAGAGAAGGAGGAGCAGGACCAUGCGCACGGACCUCGGGCGAAUGC
Molecule: messenger RNA, 1312 nt
Organism: Cryptococcus deneoformans JEC21
Lineage: Eukaryota; Fungi; Basidiomycota; Tremellomycetes; Tremellales; Cryptococcaceae
Exons: 5
Coding region: 220-771 (183 amino acids)
Source: RefSeq, a predicted model, not a curated record